Varroa destructor (honeybee mite) is the source of this 4192-nucleotide messenger RNA. RefSeq names its product chloride channel protein 7 (gene ClC-b). Gene Ontology annotation, biological process: transmembrane transport; chloride transport. Gene Ontology annotation, cellular component: intracellular membrane-bounded organelle; lysosomal membrane. The record is from RefSeq and is a predicted model, not a curated record. Lineage: Eukaryota; Metazoa; Arthropoda; Arachnida; Mesostigmata; Varroidae. Gene Ontology annotation, molecular function: chloride transmembrane transporter activity.
GCUCGUAAGUGGUUUUUAUGUCAGGCAAUAAAGUUCGUCUGCGACUGUGUUUGACUGGUGAUAAAAUUACGUAGAGAGAGAGAAAGGAAAAAAUCAACGUGCUAAGGUGACGUUUCGCACUCUUUACAUAUGUACGGCCCCUCACUUAAUCCGAUCCAUCAGCAUGCAUUCAGUUGUACUAGGGUAGCCAUGUGACUGCUCCGGUAAAUGAACCCAAUACCUUGAUGUUGUAUCUCUAAGGAAAAAAACACUAUUGUCUUAUAUCUUAAAAGGUGUGUGAAUAUUGUGUUCAACUUUAGCAGUUCAUCAGAAAAUAACAAACAGUAAAGUUUUUGCUACGAACAAGAGCGCUCCUUACUGUGUGAUGGCGACUUCUUCAGAGGAAGUAUGCAAAGCGUCAUUUUAUCAGGAAGAUGAUGUUCAGGAGAUUUCAGCGCAGCUUCAUGAUCAGGCGGAUAAUGCAAGUUUGUUGCGGAGACGUCGGACAAGUUAUUCUGGGAAAAGGGAAAUCCUUGGAAGUCUCAAGCUCAUUUCACAGAAAUAUGAGAGUCUGGACUACGAUCCGUGCGAAAGUCAGCUUUUCAUCGAAGAACAUCACCGUAUUAACAAAAACAACAGCUUUCGUUCAACGUGGAUUGAGCUUCAACGUUGGCUAGUCAUACUUGUCAUCGGAGUGUUAACGGCUUUUACAGCUAUUUUUAUCGAUGUCUCGAUCGAAGAGCUUUCGUCGAUAAAAUUCGGCAUUAUUCAGAAGCUCAUGAACAGAUGUGUACACGACAACUGUCUCGUGCAACCCUACCUGGCUUGGAUUAUGGCAAAUGCUUUGCCUGUUCUCAUUGGUUCAUUACUGGUUACGUUCAUUUCACCCGUCGCUGCUGGGAGCGGAAUUCCCGUCAUCAAAUGCUACCUCAAUGGGGUCAAAAUACCUGAAAUGGUCAGGAUAAAAACCCUAAUAGUUAAAUCGGUCGGUGUAAUACUCAGCGUGGUUGGAGGGCUCGCUGUGGGUAAAGAGGGACCGAUGGUUCAUUGCGGAGCCGUCAUUGCGGCGGGUAUUAGCCAAGGAAAGAGUAGCACGCUCAAACGAGAUUUCAAAAUAUUUCACGAGUUCCGACAGGACCACGAAAAGCGAGACUUCGUUUCAGCCGGAGCUGCUGCGGGUGUCGCUGCUGCUUUCGGCGCUCCUGUUGGCGGUGUGCUGUUCGCAUUAGAAGAAGGUGCAUCGUUUUGGAAUCAGGCCCUCACGUGGAAAAUAUUCUUUUGUUCGACUGUAAGCGCAUUCACUUUAUCCUUCUGCCUGUCUUUGUAUCAUGGCGAACCGGGCGUGCUGUCUAGUGCUGGCUUGCUUAAUUUUGGUUCGUUUGGAAGCUCUGUCCACUGGGAGAUUAUAGAAAUUCCAUUGUACAUGUUUAUGGGUGCAAUCGGCGGUGUUUUAGGGGCUUUCUACAAUUAUCUCAACUACAGGCUUUCCGUAUUUCGCGCUCAGUUCAUUCAUCGUAAACCAAUGAAGGUUGUGGAAGGUGUUUUGGUUGCCGUUAUAACCGCAACUGUUGCAUUUUUCCUCAUCGAGCUCAUCGAUGAUUGCUCAGCUCAACAGGAUGAGAAGCACACUGACAACUCUUUACAGUUCCAUUGUAAGGAUGGAAAAUACUCGGUAAUCGGUCAAUUAUGGUUCCAGACUCCAGAAAAAUCUGUGCGGUCAUUGUUCCACAUGCCUGAGGGAACCUGGUCCGCUUCUACGCUUUCGAUAUUCUUCGUUGUUUAUUUCAUUAUCAACUGCUGGACGUACGGACUCAGCGUUUCGUCGGGCGUAUUCAUUCCGACCCUGUUAAUGGGUGCCGUUUUCGGCCGGUUGUUCGGGAUAGCCACUAAAACUCUUGUAAGCCAUUUCGAUUACAAGUGGGACGUGGAGCCAGGCAAGUUUGCCCUGAUAGGGGCUGCCGCCACUCUAGGCGGUGUUGUUCGAAUGACGCUCUCGUUGUCGGUUAUUCUCAUCGAGGCAACCCGAGACAUUACCUUUUGCAUGCCAAUUGUCAUUACCCUCAUUGUCGCCAAAUGGGUUGGAGAUUAUCUCUUCGAAGGAUUGUACGAUUUCCAUUUUCAGUUGUCUCGAGUACCAUUUCUAAACUGGGAAGCGCCCAAGGAAGGACAUCACAUUUAUGCCAGCGAGAUUAUGGCCUUUCCUGUAGUCACACUGCCGACAGUAGUAAAAGUGGGUGAUCUGAUGGAUAUUCUUUCAAAAACCACUCACAACGGAUUCCCUGUCACUGACGGUGUUGACCCUGAGACGUUAUACCGAGGCGGUGGCAAGUUCGAAGAAGCAAAAGGCUUCAACGAAGUCGGUGUAUCAGGAAUCGAUGGCACAUCUAGACCAAAACACUUCGGUCGCUUCCGGGGUCUCAUUCUUCGUGAUCAGUUGAUUGUGUUGCUUCAGAAUAAGAUCUUCAAUGAAAUGGUCGAUGUGAUCUGGACUCGAAUGGGUAGUCGAGACUUCCGUGAGCCGUAUCCGAGAUACUCAAGUGUAAACCAAGUGCACGUGUCCUUAGCAGAAAGGGAAUUCCACAUUGACUUACGACCAUUCAUGAACUUCUCUGCAUAUAGCAUAUCACAUAAUUCCUCUCUCUACCGCAUUCACAAACUGUUUCGUGCAUUAGGUUUACGCCACUUAACGGUUGUGAAUGAUCAAAAUGAGGUUGUAGGGAUGAUCACACGGAAAGACCUCGCUGUUUUUCGGAGUCAUUCUCGUUUCGGUAAAACAACCCUCGAACUUUUGCACAUAUCGCAUGGUUAACCAAGGUAGCCUCAAAGCCUGGUCAUCAGAUGUGGAUACGAUGCUUACUGCACGUUUCAGCCAUAACGUAUUUUGAAAGCAUUGCGUGUAUUACUGAAUAUCCAAACAUGACCUUUAUAAACCCAAUAUCAGCCUCAUACAUGACAUCAUUAUGUUAUGUUGGAUUAUAUGACGUCUCUACUACUCUCAAUUAUGCGAUUUCUACUAGUUAGGGCCAUUUAGACGGAUUCGCUGUUUCAACACUGUGAGGAAUUAAGGAAUAUCGGAUAUUCUAGUGUAAGGUAAAUUUGUAAUUUCAGAACAGCUAAGCAGAGAUUUCCAGGAGCAGUUAUAAUAAUAUACUGGUGUUUAUGAUGUGGCAAGUGAUCAAUUUACCGUUUUGCUCGAAAACGUUAUAUGCGUUUGUACAGUGUACCGAUGACAAUGAUGGCAGAUCGAAUAUUUUUAUCCAUGGAACGACGUAGUAGUCGUCGUCAUUUUCUUUCUAAGAUAAAACCCUUUAAAACCAAUAUUUUGCACAAUAGGAAAAUAAUGUUACUAUCAACAGAAAAUACUAAUAUUGUUGAAACUCAUGUUUUAAGUCUGUUUUUCAUUACUGUUAUCGCCAAAGUUGUGUAUUAUACAGUUGUUGUCUCUAGUAGUCCUGACUCCGUAGCUGUACUAUAUUACAACCGAGGUCCGGUUUUAACGCGAUGCAAAAUAAGGCUGAAGAUUUGGAGAAUUGUAUAUUUUUUUAAACAUUUACUAACGUGUAUAAAACCUGGUGAAAUAUAAUGUACUCCAGAAAGCAUAACUCUGAAGUAAAUGAGCGAAUGUUGAUGGUCUCGCUUGAUCUUAAAGUGAGGCAAUGCUUGCAUAAUAUUUAUAGAUUUAUUAUUACUGUCAUCAGUAAUGACGUUGUUUCAGAGUCACAGCUAUGCGUAUACGUAUUAAAUUGGCGCAUAAUUAACCACCGUUUGCUUGCUCUAAAAAGUUAUUAUUAUAGUUUUGUCUAGAUUACAAGACGUUUUGCUUUCCAUUCGGAAUUCAAAAAUGGGUAUGUUCAGUGGCAAAAACAGCAUCCUUGACGCUCGUUAUCAGCCUUAUCCUAAAAGGAAAAAUGUUUAAAUAGUACUGGGUAGUAUCCUAUACAUUCGGAUUAUAUAGGAUUUUGUAGCUGUGAAUAUAGCUUAAAAGUGGCUUGGCUAGCUGGAAAGCGGUAUUUUCUACCCACAGAAGGGAGGUCACUUUGGGUUUUAUCGAUGAUCACUAUAAAUCACAGUUGAAAAAAGAAAAAGAUUAGAUGAAACAAGAUUAAAGCAAGGGCGCCAUUUUAGGAUGUUUACGAAAUGAUAACAAUAAAAAACAUCUUUGACCUCCGCAUAACAUUCAAUUAUUGGUAAAAAAAAUACUAGAAAAACAAAG